UCGCAUUUUACCAUGCACUCAAUAUUCUUCUGCUUUUGAUCGCCCACACUCUUUCAGUAGUGGGAUUGUUCGCUUCUUCUCCCCGUUGCGACCGAGUCGUUGAAUCGUCUUUCCUUCUUACGCAAUAUUAAUUUAUACGACAAGGUGUGAGCUCUCGGCUCUCCUGGAGCCCCCCCCGCUCCGAGUACUCGCACAUUAUUAUCCCGCACCGCCAGUCCACCUACUUCAUUUUGUCGCUUUCACUCUAGUCGAUCAUAUCUCCGUUCAAAUAUUACCUGGCUUGCACUUUACGUCUCCUUUUAAUUCGGAUCAUCGAAAGCAGUGUCGCCUACACUAAUAAUGGCCGGUCAAUCGAAACCCACCCUCUCUCCCUGGGGGACCGCUGUUGCAGGCGCAACAGGGGCAGUCCUAGCAAAUGCCAUGGUCUACCCUCUGGAUCUGGUUAAAACGAAGCUUCAGGUCCAAGUGAAGAGUUCCAGCGAGACAAAAAGCGAGGGGUCCAAGGAGACUGUUCACUACAAGUCGACUUUGGAUGCCAUCAACAAGAUUGUCGAGAAGGAGGGAGUCGAAGGUCUUUAUUCCGGAAUCACCGGCGCGCUGCUAGGCGUGGCGUCUACCAACUUCGCCUACUUCUACUGGUACUCCGUCGUGCGAACUCUCUACAUGGCAUCCGAGAAAGUGCCCAAGCCACCCGGUACUGCCAUCGAGCUCUCCCUCGGCGCCGUGGCCGGUGCAGUCGCCCAGAUCUUCACCAUCCCCGUUUCCGUCAUCACCACAAGACAACAAACACAACCCAAAAGUGAGAAGAAGGGUCUCAUUGACACUGGAAGAGAGGUUGUCGACAGUGAGGACGGCUGGUCGGGUCUCUGGAGAGGGCUCAAAGCCAGUUUGAUCCUGGUAAUCAACCCCGCAAUCACCUACGGUGCCUACCAGCGCCUGAAGGACAUCCUGUUCCCCGGCAAGAACAGCCUGAAACCGUGGGAGGCUUUCCUUCUAGGUGCUCUCUCCAAAGCUCUGGCCACGAUCGCGACUCAGCCUUUGAUUGUGGCCAAGGUCGGUCUUCAGUCCCGACCCCCCCCGGGUCGCGAAGGAAAGCCCUUCAAGACCUUUGGGGAAGUCAUGCGGUAUAUUAUUAAGAACGAGGGGGCCCUGUCCUUGUUCAAGGGUAUUGGACCGCAGAUUGUGAAGGGACUCCUAGUACAAGGCCUCCUCAUGAUGACCAAAGAGAGAAUCGAAAUCAGUUUCGUACUUCUUUUCGCAUACUUGCGUAAACUCCGGCAGCAGAAGCUCGGAAAGGUCGUGGACUCUGCAGCCUCGUCGGCCAAGGCUAGCCUUCCGGCAACUUUGAAAUAGACGCAUACAAUCCCCCUAGACACGCUAAUUACUACCGACACUUCUACUAACACGAGUUUCUUUCUUUUCUUUCGGCGCACUGGCUGUGGGGUGUGUCCUCUUUCAUGUACCGGGCUGACGACCGAGGAUUGUUGUCUAUACAUUUUGGCAGCAUGACGUUUAGAACACAUAUGUUUACAUAUAACUAGUAACCCCAGGGUGGAUAUCUGCAAUGUGAAUCAUGAUCUAUCAG
Molecule: messenger RNA, 1585 nt
Organism: Aspergillus heteromorphus CBS 117.55
Lineage: Eukaryota; Fungi; Ascomycota; Eurotiomycetes; Eurotiales; Aspergillaceae
Product: putative peroxisomal carrier protein
Exons: 4
Coding region: 340-1353 (337 amino acids)
Biological process (GO): transmembrane transport
Source: RefSeq, a predicted model, not a curated record